Messenger RNA from Penicillium argentinense, 2370 nucleotides. RefSeq names its product putative TBC domain protein. NCBI's taxonomy places the organism in Eukaryota, Fungi, Ascomycota, Eurotiomycetes, Eurotiales, Aspergillaceae. The record is from RefSeq and is a predicted model, not a curated record. Bases 1 to 2370 code for a protein of 789 amino acids. The transcript has a single exon.
AUGGCCGAUCCCUCAGUACAAGCGCCGCGUCCCCAGGCUCCGUCGCCGACGACCGUCCCGCCACUGCGCUUGCGGAGCAGGGGCGCGCCAGGCAGGAGGGGGAGACUGAGGCCGUUCACAUCCUCGGGAAAUGAAGGCCGGUCGCGCAAAUCAGAAGAAGGCCGGUCAGGCAGUCACGCGCCAUCGUUGCGCAGCGUGCCCAGCAUCGUGUUGAACGACGGGAGCUCACGCCCGCCCUCGCGACCAGGGUCACGGCCGGGGUCUCGUUGGUCGGAGCGCAAAUGGGGCGGGUUGCGAAAGAGGUCAGCCGAAUUGGAACGCAAGAUGAGCUCCGAAGAGACUCCUCCCGUGCCUCGGAUCGAGCCGUCCUUCAAUGGCAUCAGCUUGGACAUCCCUACCGGCUCCCUCGGCGGACUUGGUCAGACCAUGAAGUUCUCCCAUCGCGGCAGUCUCAUUCGCGACCAAACGACUCGCCCACGGCCCGGCAAGCGUUUAGAAAAGCACGCCGAAUCACCCCCAAAACAGAUAUCCGAGCCACAGUCGGAGGCACACUCGAUUCAGCAAGAUAUCGACAUAUCACCAGCGCCGAACCCGUCGACGGGUACCGAUGACACCGAAAAUGAUCUGCCCAAACCUACUCCGCGGCCUCAGAGGCCACAAGGCACCCUCCGACCCCGACAGACGAGUCUCCAAAGCAGGGCCAUUUCUGCCGACGAAGAUAUGCUUUCCCGCCGAGUACGAUUGAUGUACGACCGAGGGGACGACAAAGUCACGGAUUCGGACGUCGCAAAAUCAAUUGCUCUCGAUAACGGGGUGCUUUGGGAGGAGGGCGCAACCUCGGAUGCUGAAACCGCGUCUACACUAGGGCCACAGGCGAAUGGAACUAAUACCGACUCCAAAGGCCGAGCUUCAGAGGAAGUGGAGCGCAUUCGAAUGAAGCGAGAGACCCAAGAGCUGGCAGGCGGGAUCGAAUACUGGCAAAAUGUUGGCGCUGAAGACGUGGAUCGUUACGGCUUCAUCCAUGCCCCUGCUAAAAAUGGCUCUGGUGACACCGAACCUCAUCCUAUUCAACGAGUUACCACCAGUCUACUGCUGGCCUCCGAGACCCCACGCCGCAAGCGGUCAAUUCGGCCGUCGAGCAACCGCUCAUUUAAUGGUCGCUCUCCUACUCGUAACUUAUCUCAAAGUUCCGCGGCCGGUCGUCCCUCCUCGUCGGCAAGUACAAGCAGUGCACCCAUUCGACGCUCGACCUCUCGGCUGCGCUCCGCGACCAACCGCCUUCCCCAUAACAGAGACCGAAAGUUCACGGACGAAGCAGCGGACAUGCUGACUCUCCCCGACGGCAUCGCUGGCAAUGGCCAAGAUGCGGCCACGGCGCGUUCAAUGCGUCGAAAGGAGUGGGAACGUGAAGACAAAUGGACCAAGAUGGCGAAACCGACAAAGAAGAGCCGAGAUGGCGGCGGCAUGACUUUUGAAUUUGAUACGCAGAGCAACAAGCUGAUCGAGCGAACCUGGAAAGGCAUUCCGGAUCGUUGGCGUGGAACCGCUUGGUAUUCGUUUCUUGAGACGAGUGCCAAGCGACAUCCAGAUAGCCCCUCCGAAGAAGAGCUUAUCGAGGCCUUCCACGAAUAUCAGUAUGUCUCAUCGCCGGAUGAUGUACAGAUUGAUAUCGACGUACCACGCACCAUCACUAGCCACAUCAUGUUCCGUCGGAGGUAUCGCGGUGGACAGAGGCUCUUGUUCCGAGUGCUCCAUGCUAUGUCAUUGUACUUCCCCGACACCGGCUACGUUCAAGGCAUGGCAGCUCUCGCAGCCACCCUGCUGGCAUACUAUGAUGAAGAACAUGCCUUUGUCAUGCUCGCGCGACUUUGGCAGCUUCGUGGCCUGGAGCAGCUCUAUAAAUCCGGCUUUGCUGGACUUAUGGAGGCUUUGGAUGAUUUUGAACGAGAAUGGCUGGCCGGUGGCGAGGUGGCUUCGAAGCUCACAGAGGUCGGAAUUCCGCCUACGGCCUAUGGUACCCGGUGGUAUCUAACUCUCUUCAACUACUCUAUCCCUUUCCCCGCCCAGCUUCGCGUGUGGGAUGUCUUCAUGCUCCUUGGGGACGCUGAAGACCUUUCUGGUCGGCCUGCCACCUCUUCUGGAAAAGCCCCAAAGAAAGACCCUGGCACAUUCGGGCAAGGUCUCGAUGUGCUGCAUGCCACAUCCGCUGCUCUUAUCGACGGUAUGCGCGAUAUUAUUCUGGAAUCUGAUUUUGAGAACAUCAUGAAAGUUCUCACCAGUUGGGUUCCCAUAAAGGACAUUGAACUAUUCAUGCGAGUUGCUAAAGCUGAAUGGAAGGUUCACCGUCGCAAAAAGGCCCCCUCCCACUAA